GGCGGGCGGGACGGCUUUGCGCUCUCCGCCGCGCCUUCCGGGCCGGGCCGGGAAAAGUUGGGGCGGCGCGCUGGCCUCGGGGGCCGGGCGGGAAGUGCGGCGUGGGCGGCUGAGGCCCCAUGCGGGAAGGCGGCCCCGCGGGGACACGCGGGAACACGCGCGGUCCGCAGAGGGGCGCGCGUUUGCAGGUGGAGGCGGGUGGCCGAGGAACCCAGCGGGGCGGCGGGGACCGGCUGGCCUCUUCCCUGCUGCGGCCCAGGGGGCCGGCGGAGAGUGGUGGUGGUGGCCCUCGUGGCUUUCGGGGUCCCCGUGGGGAAGGAGCUGAGCGUGGUUUCCUGCGUCGCGGGCUCCAGGACCGCCCCUCCCAGUGCCUCAUUCACCUCACACUGCGGUGCGUUUGUCCUGGGGAAGUUGAGCGGGCCGUGGAGUGGACGGAAGAACUCAGGUCACCCUGACUGGAAAUCAGUUGACCCCCGUCAGCGAAGCAGUGGUUCCUGAAUUUGAAGAAAAG
Rattus rattus (black rat) is the source of this 511-nucleotide messenger RNA. RefSeq names its product translation initiation factor IF-2-like. The record is from RefSeq and is a predicted model, not a curated record. The transcript has 2 exons. NCBI's taxonomy places the organism in Eukaryota, Metazoa, Chordata, Mammalia, Rodentia, Muridae. The coding region runs from base 120 to 455 and encodes 111 amino acids.